UUUAGAUCACGGCUGCACUAACGCCCCCGGGGAAUUUGCCCUUGGCCCACCUGCCGACCUGCACUGCCAUGACUCCUCGAGUGGCAGUUUCUGGUACAGGGACUCCAGCGUCCUGGGGUUUGGGUGAGAAUAGCUGGUAAACAGCAAAUGUCACUUGAGGCCGUGACGGCCCAAGUCCUAGAGCAGGAGCGUCUCUGAAACCCCAGAAUAUUGUGGAGCUUUUCGGUGUUAGCCGCGUAGCUUCCUCGGGAGAGUCCCAGACGCUGGCGAGGAGGCCUGGGGAGUGUGAGUGGAGCUGGGACCCUGUCUCGCAGCCCCAGUGAGGUCACGGAGGUCCUGCGUCUGGCUGCCGCGAACGAGCUAGGGGUGGUCCCCUUGGUGCAGACGUUCGGGCACAUGGAGUUUGUGCUGAAGCAUGAGGCUCUCGCCCACCUCCGAGAAGUGGCGCUUUUCCCCAACACCCUGAACCCGCAGGAGGUGGAGUCGCUGGCACUGGUGGGAGCCAUGGUCGAUCAGGUGCUGGAGCUGCACCCGGGAGCCCGGUGGCUCCACAUCGGCUGCGACGAGGUCUAUUACCUCGGGGAGGGCGAGGCCUCGAGGCAGUGGCUGCAGCAGGAGCAGAACACCACGGCCACGCUGUGUCUGUCCCACAUGAGGGCCGUGGCCAGCCACGUGCGGGCCCGGCACCCAGCCACGAUGCCACUGGUGUGGGACGACAUGCUUCGGGACAUCCCCGAGGACCAGCUAUCAGCUUCCAGGGUGCCGCAGCUGGUGGAGCCAGUGCUCUGGGACUACGGGGCGGAUCUGGAUGUGCAGGGCAAGGGUCAGUACCGAGUCACUGUGGGAGGCCCUGUCACCUGACGCCCAGGGGGACACGGGGCCUCUUUCCUGGCUCAUCAGAGCCUGAGCUGCCUCUGC
This is a messenger RNA of Myotis daubentonii (Daubenton's bat), 918 nucleotides long. Its product is annotated as hexosaminidase D-like. Lineage: Eukaryota; Metazoa; Chordata; Mammalia; Chiroptera; Vespertilionidae. Gene Ontology annotation, molecular function: hexosaminidase activity. The record is from RefSeq and is a predicted model, not a curated record. Gene Ontology annotation, biological process: carbohydrate metabolic process.